Messenger RNA from Linum trigynum, 1076 nucleotides. NCBI's taxonomy places the organism in Eukaryota, Viridiplantae, Streptophyta, Magnoliopsida, Malpighiales, Linaceae. The record is from the annotation of a GenBank genome assembly.
CACCAGUGGCUCAUCAAUCAAUCUCCAAACUGUUGCUGUUUUCCGAAGGAUCAUAUCAGUUUGGAAAUGUCCAGCCAUCAUCAAUGCUUCAAUAACCCACCAACCCUAAACCCCAGCUACGGGGCAGGGAAAGUUGAGGAGCUUGCUGGCUUCCAAACCUACGUUACUGCCUCCCCUGACUCCAACCUCGCCAUCCUUCUCAUCCACGAUGCUUUUGGGUAUGAAGCACCCAACUUGAGGAAUCUGGCAGACAAAGUUGCGAGCUAUGGAUUCUUCGUGGUGGUGCCUGACCUGUUGUAUGGCGAUCCAGCUGAUCCGGGCAACCCUCAAUUUGACCGACAAGCCUGGCUGGCUACUCAUCCCACAGAGAAAGGAUAUGAAGAUGCCAAGAAAGUAAUUGCUGAGCUGAAAAGCAGAGGAUUUUCUGCAAUUGGGGCAGCUGGUUUCUGCUGGGGUGGGAUGGUGUUGGUGAAACUAGCAAGUGGUACUGAACUUCUGGCUGGAGUCAUACUCCAUCCUGGCCCUAUCACAGUUGAAGAGAUCAAUGCUGUCAGGAUUCCAAUUGCUAUAUUGGGUGCUGAGAAUGACCAUAUCUUCCCAGCCGACCAGUUAGAACAGCUUGGACAUGUACUGGCAACGAAAUCAGGACAAUUUGAGAGCUAUGUGAAGAUAUUCCCAGGCGUUUCCCACGGGUGGACGAUGAAGUACAAGGAAGAGGAUGAUUCAGCUGUGAAGGUUGCUGAAGAGGCACAUCUAGAUAUGCUGAAUUGGUUCCUUAAAUAUGUUGGAAAAUGAGUUCAGUGCCUCAUAUCUUUGUGUUGGAACUUUUGAAGGUAUACGGUUUAAUGAAAACUCAACUCUCUUGGCUAACUAGCUUGGAUCCAGUCCUUUGGUCGGAAUAAGGCCAAAUGGAAACCCAACGUUCUUAGCUUACUAGCUCGAAGGGAUCUCGAACCUUGUUCGUUGACCAAAAUAUUUAGGUUGUUUUUUUUUUUUUUUAAUUAUUUGAAGAUUUUGUUGCAAAUUUGAUAUUUGACAGUUUUGAUUCAUCGCGUGUAUAAAUUUAGUAAGUUUGA